Messenger RNA from Hydra vulgaris (swiftwater hydra), 1202 nucleotides. Its product is annotated as ras-related protein Rab-8B. Lineage: Eukaryota; Metazoa; Cnidaria; Hydrozoa; Anthoathecata; Hydridae. Gene Ontology annotation, molecular function: GTPase activity; GTP binding. The record is from RefSeq and is a predicted model, not a curated record.
UGCGAAUAGACAAAAAUCAGAUUACGUAAUUUGUUUCAACUUAAAGCUUCUAUGAAAUUUUUUAUUUAAUGACCAUUUCUAUGUUGGAAAACAUCAUUAAACUUAAAAAGCAUUUUAAACAAACAAAAAAAAGUUGAUAUUUGAAGCAUGGCUGCAGCUGUAUCAUUUAAAAUAAUUUUAGUAGGGCAAUCAGGUGUUGGAAAAACAGCUUUGAUGCGACGCUAUGUAAAACGAUAUUUUCCAGAAAUCGAAGUAUCAACAAUAGGUAUAGAUCUUGGCACUAAAGUUAUUGAUUUAGAUGGAAUUAAAGUAGAAUUAAAAAUCUGGGAUAGUGCAGGAAGUGAGAAGUUUAAAAGCUUAACAACAAGUUAUUACAGAAAUGCUGACGGUGCUAUAUUAGUAUAUUCACUUGAGAAUGCAAAUUCUUUAUUUGAACUACAAUCUUGGUCACAAGAGGUUUGUAGUCAUGGCGAUAUGAUACGAAUUUUGGUUGGCAAUAAAAACGAUCUUGUUGAUGAACGAGUAAUAUCAGAAGAUAUGGCGUUAAACUUUGCGUUGCUUGAAAAUAUUGAGUUGGUUGUAGAAUGUUCAGCCAAACGUGACGAUAAUGUUGAGUAUCUUUUUAGAACAAUAGCAAAAAAAAUGCUCAACAAGAAGUUAGAAAAAGAUAAUACUAUACUUAAAUCAAACGCAUUUAAAAUUAGUGGAAGCAAAACAACAAGUACGUUAAAUCCAAGAUUAAAAGCAAAUACUAAACCGUUAUUUAAAAGGUUUUGCAUUAUUUGAUAAAUUUCUUAACAUUAAUAACUGUAACAAAACAAACAAACAAACAAACAAAAAAACGCAAAAAUACUGUUUGCAACCGCAAAUACAAGUAAAAUAAGUAACAUCGUUAGAUGAUCUUUAUUAUCAUGCAAAAGAUUUUUAUAAAGUCAAGUUAUUCUAGUUUACAUUUUCUGACAAUUUGAUACAAGUCAUAUUAAGUUAUUGUAUUCGUUUCAAAAGUCACAACUUUAAAAGCUGUGUGGUAUUAUUAGCAUUAUUUUUAAAUUAACAUUAGAUGGAACUAAUAAUUGACAUAAUUUUCAAAUUAUCAUUAGAUGGAACAUCAAGUGUAACGUGUACGCGUUAAGCAGUAAAUAAAAUAGUUCUGAUAAAGUUUAAUGUAAUUUUUUAUACAUUUAUAAAUUUAUUUUAAUAGA